This is a messenger RNA of Monodelphis domestica (gray short-tailed opossum), 3442 nucleotides long. RefSeq names its product par-6 family cell polarity regulator beta (gene PARD6B). Gene Ontology annotation, cellular component: nucleus; apical plasma membrane; cell cortex. NCBI's taxonomy places the organism in Eukaryota, Metazoa, Chordata, Mammalia, Didelphimorphia, Didelphidae. Gene Ontology annotation, molecular function: protein binding. Gene Ontology annotation, biological process: centrosome cycle; regulation of cellular localization; establishment or maintenance of cell polarity. The record is from RefSeq and is a predicted model, not a curated record.
GAAGCCUGGGGCAGACCCGCCAGCCGGACUGACAGACUGUCUUCCCCUCCUCCCCCCGCGCUCACCAUGAACCGGGCUCACCGGCACGGUGCGGGCAGCGGCUGCCUGGGUACCAUGGAGGUGAAGAGCAAGUUUGGAGCAGAAUUUCGUCGAUUUUCUCUGGAAAGAUCUAAACCUGGAAGAUUUGAAGAGUUUUAUGGAUUACUGCAGCAUGUUCAUAAGAUACCCAAUGUUGAAGUUUUAGUAGGUUAUGCAGAUGUUCAUGGAGACUUACUGCCUAUAAACAAUGAUGAUAACUAUCAUAAAGCUGUUUCAACAGCCAAUCCACUGCUUAGGAUUUUUAUACAAAAAAAAGAAGAAGCAGACUACAGUGCCUUUGGUACAGAUACGCUAACAAAGAAGAAGAACGUCUUGACAAAUGUAUUACGUCCUGAUUAUCAUAAAAAGAAACCAAAUAUAGUUAUUAGCCUACCACAAGACUUUAGACCAGUGUCUUCCAUUAUAGAUGUGGAUAUUCUCCCAGAAACACACCGCAGAGUUCGUCUUUACAAAUAUGGAACAGAAAAACCACUGGGAUUCUAUAUCCGAGAUGGCUCUAGCGUAAGAGUCACACCACAUGGCCUGGAAAAAGUACCAGGGAUUUUCAUAUCCAGGCUUGUUCCGGGUGGAUUGGCUCAGAGUACUGGCUUACUGGCAGUUAAUGAUGAAGUUUUAGAAGUUAAUGGAAUAGAAGUUUCAGGGAAAAGUCUUGAUCAAGUUACGGACAUGAUGAUUGCAAACAGUCGUAACCUGAUUAUAACCGUGAGACCAGCAAAUCAGAGAAAUAAUGUUGUCAGGAAUAGUCGGACUUCUGGCAGUUCAGGUCAGUCUACUGAUAACAGCCUUAUCAGCUACUCACCUCACAUUGAGACAAAUUUUGAUCCUAAAGAUGAAGAGAGUGAUGAAGAAGACAUAAUUAUUGAAGAUAAUGGAAUGCCUCAGCAAAUACCCAAAGCAGUUCCUACUGCUGAGAGCUUAGAAUCACUAACACAAAUUGAACUCAGUUUUGAGUCAGCACAGAAUGGUUUUAUUCCUAAUGAUGGGAAUUUACCGCACACGAGUGGCACAAAGAUGGAACAUGAAAUACUUGCUUCUGAUCAAAAACCACUAGAAGAAGAUGGGACGAUUAUAACAUUAUGAUAUUUGUUAUUUGAGUGGCUUCUUAAAAUGAAGGUGCCAUAGAACUUUAUAUUUGGCUAUUUAAAAGCAUAUGUACCUCUGUACCAGUGACAUAAAGUAGAAAUGCAAACAAUAAUUAAGAUUUAAAAUGUUGUUUGAUCUUGCUAAUGUAAAUACCCAUCAUGGAUUAGAGGUGAAUUUGAGCAUUUGGAAGUGAAAUUUACUUCUGACAUUGUAAGAAUUACUAUUAUAGUAAAGGGGUACAUUUUCAGUACUGCAAAAUGAAUUUGAUCAUUUCCAUUUGAAGUGGUUAUAUAUUUAACCUGCCAUGCAGAGCCCAGUAAAACUAUUCUGUAUUAAUGCUCUUAGCUACAAUCUAAUGAUACUAAUGUGAAAGUUUGAUUUUGCCUCCUCUGGUACCUUAAGGACCAGUUCUCUUCUCUUGGUUUACAGUAUUUUAUGACUUUGAUUUCUUGCAUUAUGCUUAUUUUGCUAAUUGCAAUAUAAUACUUUGUGUUAACUUUCAAAGAAAUCAAAAUAAUCAGCAGCUUAAAAAUUGUUUACGAAGCAUAGAAGUGAUUCCUAAAUGCAAUAAAGUUUUGUGAAAGUUGUUUUAAGAUAGUACUCACAUAUACCAUACCUUGGCAAACUAAUGACAUAGUUAAUCCAUCUGGUUAUAACUUCUCAUCUUAUUUUCUUUUUUGUUUUGUGCUGAUUUGGAGAGAAUCUCAAGACAAUUCCUUUUUAUUGCUUCUUAUAGGAAAAUUUCUUUGUUUCUAUUUGUGUGUACAUUUGUGCCUUUCUAAUGUGAAUUUUCUUGUGUGUAAAUAUGCACUUGGAUUAAGAGAAGAGAACUACAUACACAUAGGACAAACUUAUGCACUUUUUUACAAAGAUUUUUGGUUUUCAUUUAUGGUACUGCUCUCUGGAUUACGGAAAGGACAAACUGGCAAGUGAAGUACAUUUACAUUAAUUUUUUGAGAGGAUAUUUAUUGCUUUCACACAGGCAUCCAAAUAGAACUAGUAAUGCUGCUAACUUUCAUUCUUUGCUUAAUUUUUUUGUAUUUAUAAUUAUCAUGUGCAUGAACACUGUAUAUAGAACUUAAGACUAUUAUAAAGAAAUGCAUGUUUCCUUUUUAAGAUUUAUGGACACUUUCCCUGAACUAAUUAUUUAUUAAUUAACUUUAUGAUGGGAUUAGUGUGAAUGCCUUUAUAAUAUGUGCUAUUAAGAUGAAGAAUUAAAUGACUCCCAUUUUGAAGGAUUUAUAUGUAAUAAAAUUAUGUGAAGAAUGAAAGUAUUGCUAAAAUAAUGAAUAUCUAACACAGGAUAUCUAACUUAAAUAUGUUUUGUUUAUAGUACCACUAAACUAAUACUGACUGCACAGCAUUAUAUAAAAGGUUUUAUAUACUAGUUCUUUUUAAAUUUACUUGGGUUCUUCCAUUCAUAUUCCACUGUUUUUAAAGCAACUUUGGAAUGGAAUAACAAUAAAAAGUUAGCACAUAGGUUGUUCAACCUUUUUAUAUGUUAAUGGUGCAGGGGUUCAAGUUAAGCUUUUAAAAUAUAAACACUAGCCUUUCACACACUACCUCUUAAUUUUUUAUUUUACAAAGUUAAUGUCUAAGCUUUUUUCUUGGAAAAAUUCAGGACUUUAUACUGUUUUUAAACAAUCCAAAUUUAGUUUUGUCAUAAUAUUUCCAAGUUUCCAAAAAUGGAAAGUCAAAGCUGCUAGCACAACAUUUUUUGUACUAAUUAUCAUGUUUAAGGAUAUAGGUAAACUUGAUUGUCAACCAGACUUCUUUAAAUUAAGGAUAGAGCAAUUGGAAAAUGAUUUAUUUUUAAGAUUAUCAUAAAAAUUAAAUUUUGUUAUUACAUGAUAAAAAUGACAAUUUAUUGGUGGUCUGAACAGAGAUUACUUCCAAGUGCAUCUUAUUAAUACAUAGCACAUUCUGGAUUUAGAACUUGUUUUCUAAAAUUAUUUUUAUCUUAUGAUACUAAAAAACUGAACUGUGAAAUUUUAUGUUAUGUAUUGAGUUUAGGACAAUGUUCUCAUGAGCUGUCAACAAAAUAUGUGAAUAUUAUGAAUUUUCUAAUUAAAUUUUACAUGCUAUGUGAUUUUUACAUGAAUGAGACUUGUGUAAACUAUUAAAUGUCAGUAUUUUUACUACAACUUUAAUAUAAAUGUACAUUGAUAUUUCACUAAAUGAACAUUGAUUUUUGAGGAAUCAAAUUAGUUUUAGUGGUAUUUUUUAUAAACUAUAAUAAAAAAGUCUUAUAUUAACAUUA